Molecule: messenger RNA, 827 nt
Organism: Eucalyptus grandis
Lineage: Eukaryota; Viridiplantae; Streptophyta; Magnoliopsida; Myrtales; Myrtaceae
Product: WAT1-related protein At3g28050
Exons: 2
Coding region: 347-628 (93 amino acids)
Source: RefSeq, a predicted model, not a curated record
AAAAGGACUACAGUACUAAUACACAAGUCCCUUCACGUUACACCUACUCCUCAAGUUGCGAUUUUGUUGCGAACUUCCAUCAACGAUGAUGGCAUCUGUAUUGAGGCAUUGCGAUUUAAUAUUCCGUUUCUGCAUUUCUAAUUUGAGUAUCUGAAUCAACGGGGACCGGCAGAUCUUCAUUGGAUUAAAAAAAAAAGGCUCUCGCUCAUCAUUCACGAUCAGCAGCCAUUGAAGUAUAGGCAUCUGGCUUUUCUGCUCCGACCAAACCCUGGAGUCCCGGAAGGCUUGGGACUGAAAACCUGCGUGUUUUCUGCGUUGUGGGUGUCUGUGUCUGAGAGAGAGAGAGAUGGGAGGGAGAGACUGGUGUCAGAGGGAGGUGGUUCCAUUUUCAGCUGGGUUCACUGUGGACAGCAUCAGAGUGGGCAUCACCACGCUGUUCAAAGCGGCCAACUCGAGAGGGAUGAGCUACCACGCGUGCCUCUUCAAUGCUUAUGCCAUCGCUGCUCUUCUUCUUCUUCUUCCUGCUCCUUUCUUGUCUCUCAAAUCAAGAACGCUCCCUCCUCUCAGCUUGGCCAUAGCUGCCAAACUUGGCCUUCUUGGGCUCGUCGGGUAUGUACAUUUUGAAUAACUUUACACUCACGCCAAUAUGAAAUUUUUUGCUCCUUUUGAAUAGUUGACAACCUGUAUCGAGACGCGCCGCCAUGCGUUUACACCACCGGCGUCAGCCCCACCAGGGGAUGCCAACCAUCGGACAUGUCCCUGAUCCCACAUCGCCCAUGUUUUAGGCAAUUGCGCCCACAUAUAAAGAAGGUUCGCGAUUCUUGAAA